This is a messenger RNA of Histoplasma capsulatum G186AR, 348 nucleotides long. RefSeq lists its product as uncharacterized. The transcript is spliced from 4 exons. Lineage: Eukaryota; Fungi; Ascomycota; Eurotiomycetes; Onygenales; Ajellomycetaceae. Bases 1 to 348 code for a protein of 115 amino acids. The record is from RefSeq and is a predicted model, not a curated record.
AUGCAGGCGUUAAACAGGUCUGGCAUGACCAACUAUACAUAUGCAUUUCAGGCGCAUAUCUCUGCAUAUCACUAUAUCAGCCACUCAUUUCGGACAGCCAAAUCCACUUCUCAAAGAGGAUCGACACCCAAAACCGAGGCGCAUCCCACAACAAGUGAGCCAUUACGCACUGGCAUACAUGCAUACAAAGAAUCUUUGGCUUUGAAGCCCGACCGAUCACAACCUGUUUAUGCAAGUCCAAAUCAAAUCAUGAAACCUGCCUGGGCCCUCUGCGUGAUUGUACCGGAACAUGCGCCCAAAGGGGCGGAAAAUGUUGGGAGGAGGGAUGCAGAUGUAACCGUUUCGUAA